UGGAGGUUGCAGCAAAACAGAAACAUUGAUCCCUUGGGCUGUUUUUCGACUCAAACAUGACUGUGUUGGCUGCAUAUUCUUUGACUUCAAUUCCAUCAUCUCCUCUACCUCUCCGCCCCAACUCCAACUUAUCAUCCUCUGUCUUCCAUGGAAGAAGGGUGCAGUGUUCGCGCAGGUGCGACCUCUUCGAUCUGCAUCAGGAUCUGAUCCCUUAUGACGUGGCAUGGUCUUGGCAAAAAGACUUGGUCAGGGAAAAGAAAUCACAGAUUGAAAACGAAGGAGAUUGCACAGACACCCUCAUUAUUCUGCAACACCCUUCUGUUUACACAUUGGGUACUGCUAGCACUCACAAAAAUCUCAACUUUGACAUCAAAUAUCCACCCUUUCCUAUUUAUCGCACUGAACGCGGCGGAGAAGUCACAUUCCACGGCCCUGGCCAGCUAGUUAUGUACCCCAUCAUGAACCUCCGAAGAUACAAGAUGGAUCUUCAUUGGUACCUCAGGACCCUUGAGGAGGUUGUUAUUCGUGCUCUUUCUUCAACGUUUUCAAUUCAGGCUUCUCGGCUCGAAGGUUUAACUGGUGUUUGGGUCGGAAACCAGAAAGUGGCAGCUUUAGGUAUACGAGUGGCUCACUGGAUUACCUAUCAUGGCUUAGCACUUAAUGUAACAACGGAUUUGACUCCUUUCAAAUGGAUCAUCCCAUGUGGAAUACGUGACCGUCGAGUGGGGAGCAUUACGGGGUUGCUGAGAGAAGCUCAGUCAUGUAGUGCUCAUGGAACAGCUGAUUUGCAUAAUUUGGAUGAUGACAGUCUUCUUCACAUAACUCACAUGUCCUUGAUUGAAGAGUUCGCGCGAGCAUUUCAGAUCGAGUACCAUCAUAAAACUAUUUCCGUACCCAUUUUGUGUGAAAGGAAAGGAAGCUGUCUUACCAAAGAAGCACAGCAACAUUGAAUUUGUUUGAUGCACAUAAUAGUCCUUUGAUUAUUAUUAUUAUUAUUAUUUUUGGCAUAUUAUGGGCAGUUUUAAACAUAAUCAUUCUUAGAAACACACUUGUUAAGUCUGUAUAAAUGCUCUAGGAUACCAAUUUGCAAAGAAUAGCUAGCAGAUAACAUUAUAAACAAAUUUUCUCCAGUCAUUUUAACAAACAAAAAAUAGC
Molecule: messenger RNA, 1155 nt
Organism: Cajanus cajan (pigeon pea)
Lineage: Eukaryota; Viridiplantae; Streptophyta; Magnoliopsida; Fabales; Fabaceae
Product: octanoyltransferase LIP2p, chloroplastic
Biological process (GO): protein lipoylation
Molecular function (GO): lipoyl(octanoyl) transferase activity
Source: RefSeq, a predicted model, not a curated record